Caenorhabditis briggsae is the source of this 153-nucleotide messenger RNA. The transcript is spliced from 2 exons. Lineage: Eukaryota; Metazoa; Nematoda; Chromadorea; Rhabditida; Rhabditidae. The coding region runs from base 1 to 153 and encodes 50 amino acids. Gene Ontology annotation, molecular function: sulfotransferase activity. The record is from RefSeq and is a predicted model, not a curated record. Gene Ontology annotation, cellular component: membrane.
AUGUCUGAAAGAGUAUGCUCCCAUAAGGACCAAAACUUUCACAUCCCUCAAAAUAUUGUGGAUUCGGAUUCGAAGUUUCAAAACCUCACAAAGUUUGCAUUUAUCAGAGAUCCAUUCGAUAGGUUCAUCUCCUUCUAUCUACAUAUUUGUUAA